UAGUCUUAUAUACCGAGGUGCAAAAUCUAGGCGAAAAUGUCAAAAUCCAUAACAUGUCCGAUUUUCGAUUCAGUCAUUAACUUCCUUUCCUUCUCUCGGUUGUCACAGUAGAGACAGAUCGACGUCCGCUACAAGCUCACUGAGCGGACUCAACAGAGUCGGUCAGUCCCAAAUCCCAAAACGAAGAUGGAACUCGACAUGGGAACCAUGGCGGCAUCCAUCGGGGUAUCGGUGCCGGUGCUUCGGUUUCUUCUAUGUUUCGUGGCGACGAUACCGGUGAGUUUUUCAUGGCGACUUGUUCCGGGUCGACUAGCUAAACACGUUUACUCCGCGUUUUCAGGAGCGUUGCUUUCCUAUCUGUCAUUUGGGUUCUCUUCGAAUCUGCAUUUCUUGGUGCCCAUGGUGUUGGGUUAUGCUGCAAUGGUUCUUUAUCGGCCCAAGUGUGGGGUUAUCACAUUUUUCUUGGGUUUUGGUUAUUUGAUUGGCUGCCAUGUAUAUUACAUGAGCGGGGAUGCAUGGAAAGAAGGAGGCAUUGAUGCGACUGGAGCCUUGAUGGUCUUGACACUGAAAGUCAUUUCAUGUGCAAUAAAUUACAAUGAUGGGUUGUUGAAAGAGGAAGGGUUACGUGAGGCUCAGAAGAAAAAUCGGUUGAUUAAGUUGCCUUCAUUGAUUGAGUAUUUUGGGUACUGCCUCUGCUGUGGCAGUCACUUUGCUGGUCCAGUUUACGAGAUGAAGGACUACCUUGAUUGGACUGAAGGGAAGGGGAUAUGGGCUCAUUCAGAUAAAAGAUCUCCAUCACCUUAUGGGGCGACUUUCCGAGCACUUGUCCAAGCUUCUAUUUGCAUGGCAUUUUAUCUGUACCUUGUACCGUAUCAUCCCUUGACACGUUUUACUGAACCCAUAUACCAAGAAUGGGGAUUAUGGAGGAAGUUGAGUUACCAGUAUAUGUCUGGCUUUACAGCACGUUGGAAAUAUUAUUUCAUCUGGUCAAUUUCGGAGGCCUCUAUUAUUAUCUCUGGCCUUGGUUUCAGUGGAUGGACAGAAUCUUCACCACCGAAACCGAAGUGGGAUCGUGCAAAGAAUGUUGACAUCCUAGGGGUUGAGCUGGCAAAGAGUUCUGUUGUGUUACCACUUGUGUGGAACAUACAAGUCAGCACCUGGCUUCGUCAUUAUGUUUAUGAGAGACUUAUUACGAAGGGGAGGAAACCUGGGUUUUUCCAGUUGCUGGCCACACAGACUGUCAGUGCUGUUUGGCAUGGAUUGUAUCCUGGGUACAUCAUAUUCUUUGUUCAGUCAGCUUUGAUGAUUGCUGGUUCAAGAGUUAUUUACCGAUGGGAGCAAGCUACUAAUAUGGCUCUUGUGAAAAAAGCAUUUGUCUUCAUGAACUUUGCUUACACACUCUUGGUUCUGAACUACUCCGCUGUUGGUUUUAUGGUAUUAAGCAUGCAUGAGACACUUGCCUCAUACAGUAGUGUGUACUAUAUCGGAACCAUCCUUCCCAUAGCAUUGAUUCUUCUUGGUUACAUUAUACCCGCAAAGCCUGCCAGAUCUAAAGCUCGUAAAGAGCAGUGAGGCUAAAGCCGUAUAUUCUUCUUUCUGGAGUGACGAAGAGCACUGGUUUCUCUGGUUAGGAUGAUUUGUGAUGCUCUUACCACCCUGGAAUUUUUUAGCAAGUUUUAAUCUUAUUUAAACAUGAUAUGGAACAACCAUUUCUGAAGUCUUGCAAUGUUAAUUUUAUGCUGAUGGCAGAUUGAUUCCUGUUCAUCAUUUUUUUUUUUUUCUGCUGCUUUAUUCCCACAACUAGAUGGUGUUAGCAUUGGAGACAGUUUGGAAGUUUUUUGUUUUCCCCC
Messenger RNA from Theobroma cacao (cacao), 1850 nucleotides. Its product is annotated as lysophospholipid acyltransferase 1-like. Gene Ontology annotation, biological process: phospholipid biosynthetic process; triglyceride biosynthetic process; lipid modification. Gene Ontology annotation, molecular function: acyltransferase activity. The record is from RefSeq and is a predicted model, not a curated record. Gene Ontology annotation, cellular component: membrane; endoplasmic reticulum. Lineage: Eukaryota; Viridiplantae; Streptophyta; Magnoliopsida; Malvales; Malvaceae.